This is a messenger RNA of Rotaria sordida, 489 nucleotides long. NCBI's taxonomy places the organism in Eukaryota, Metazoa, Rotifera, Eurotatoria, Philodinida, Philodinidae. The record is from the annotation of a GenBank genome assembly.
AUGAUACGUUGGCCAGCAGAAUUUGAGCCCGAUCGAUGCGCAGUACAUGUCAGAAACGAACUAGAAAUCGCAGCGCCAGCAUCACAUGUAUGGUCAUGGCUUGUACAUGCACGACUCUGGCCAACUUAUUAUGAUAACUCUCAGAAUGUUGUCUUUCUCACUGAUACUUCAUCCUCAAUACUUCGUGAAAAUACUCGUUUUACGUGGCGUACAUUCGGUGUAGAUUUGGAAUCGCAAGUAAGAGAAUAUGUUGAAGGUGAACGCAUUGGUUGGGAUGCUCGAGGUUUAUUAGGUUUAUAUGUUUAUCAUGCAUGGUUAAUUAUACCACGAGAUGAGCAUAACUGUUUAGUCAUUACAGAGGAAUGUCAACAUGGAUUAGUUGCGCGAUUAGGAAAAUUGUUUUGUCCUAAUCGAAUGCACACGCAACAUCAGCAUUGGCUUGAACAACUUCAACGUAUGGCUAAAGAGGGACCGCCGAAAGACAGUUAA